Molecule: messenger RNA, 6817 nt
Organism: Durotheca rogersii
Lineage: Eukaryota; Fungi; Ascomycota; Sordariomycetes; Xylariales; Xylariaceae
Exons: 3
Coding region: 434-6520 (2028 amino acids)
Biological process (GO): mRNA export from nucleus; protein import into nucleus
Cellular component (GO): nuclear pore
Molecular function (GO): structural constituent of nuclear pore
Source: RefSeq, a predicted model, not a curated record
CCUCUACCUCGCUCUAUCGACAAAGAGACACUCUUAGCCUUGACAACAAACCCUUCUCCCAUCCAUUUUCCAUCUCCAUUCCGCCUAUCCACACCCGCAUCUCCGGCUGUUGAUUCUUUCAUCACUCGGGACACCUGACUGUAUUUGCAUCCUGGUGUUGUCCGACUAAUUGAUCCGUUAAUCACAGUCUGGUCAACCCCAUUUUCAUUCCUUUGCUUAGUUUUUUUUUUCUUUUCCUUCCUUUUUUUUCCCUGGUUCUUCAUCCUCUACCUUCAUCGCCUUACCUUCCUUUCUAUUGCGCGCCGGCUCUCCUCCUCCCCGCGAUAGCGUCGAUAUCGCCCUAGUCACCGCUGCUACGGGUCCUGUUUCCCGCAUCCUAUCUGUAUUUCGGCCUUCUCUCUGAUGGCCACGUCGCGGUCGCGUGUUUGAUGAGAUGGCAGCCGCAGAGGUCGACCUCGGCUACCUAGCUAGCCAUCUGGGCUUCCCCGAGACUAAUCUCACAACUAUCGCCACCGAUCCCACCGCCGAUCUUGUUAGGGCCUUCCUGUCUGCCGUAGCUGCCAAGGGCCACGAGUACGAUGCCUUGUUCACCCAGAAACUUCAGUUGGAGGUAGAGCUCGAGACAUCGGUGCGCAGUGCGGAAGCUCGACGUGACGUGAGCAGCGAGGCGGCCAAGAAGGCUCUGAAGGAUGUCGAGAAUCUCCGGAAGAAUCUUAAGGAUGAAGAGACGAGACGACAAGCUCUGGAGAAUGAGUUGCAGGCUAUCAAAUCGUCUAGCUCGACUUCCCAAUCCGAAAUCGACAAACUCCGCGCUCGCGUUGCCUCCCUAGAAACCUCGAAUCGAGAAUCUCUUGCCAUCAUCGAUACCAAGAAUUCCGCCAACGAGGCGCUUUCUCAGGAGCUGCAAUCCUUACAUCAGAAGAACCUGAAGCUGAGCCAGGAGAUCACGGCGCUGCAGCAAUCUGUCCAAAAUGCGAACAAUGCCGCCAACAGCUCCAAGUUCCGGGAGCAAUCCCUACAGCAGCAGUUACAGAUGGCUCAGAACAGCAGCGAGUUCUUCGAAAAAGAAUUGAAGACGAAAUCUGCUGAAGCGCUCAAGUAUCGCAAAGAGAAGGGCGCUCGAAUCGCCGAGCUCCAACGCCUCAAUGACGACGCUGCUUCCAAUAUCGAAUCCCUCAAACGUACAGAGCAGCAACUUCGACAGCGGUUAGAUGAAGCUCAGAAGAAAGUCGAGGACUCCCUCACUCGGGUGCAGCAGUUGCAAGAAGCCGCCGGCCGUAAAGAAGAAGACGCUAGGCAAGAAUGCGAUAGUCUGCGGCGCUUGGUCAAUUUGAAGGAGCAGCAGACUCUUACCCAUAAGAAACGCGUCCAGGAGGUGGAGGCUAGGGAGGAACAGAUCAAGCGGGAAUGUGAAGACAAGGUCCGACGAGUCAGCGAAGAAGUUGCCAGAGUUAACUUAGACAAGGAAGAGCUCUCGCAGACCGUCGAGUCUCUUCGAGAUGAGGUUGGCCGUCUCGAAGCCAUUAUCGCCGGUGCGUCUUCCGCACAGCCUGGGUCUGCGCCGCAGACUCCGCGGCCGUUGAACGGAUCGAUGUACCGCGCCGGCUCCCCAUUCGCUACGCCUGGCUCCACGCGAAAGGCGCUUUCUACGACACAGUUGAUGGAAGAUUUCUAUAAGGUCAAGGGGCAGCUGAAUACGGAGAAGCUCCGUAGCAGCAAUCUUGCCAAGGAGUUAGACGACGUCAUUGAUCAAUUGGAGGCCAAGCGGCCAGAGCUCGAUGAACUCCAAGCCGAGAACGACCGACUGCAACAGGAAAUCAAGACUAUGUCUCAUCUCUCUGACGAAAGCUUCCGAGAGCGGGAUAUCUCCAAGAAGGCAGCACGCAAGGCCGAGGCAGUCGCCGCGGAUGCCGAGAAACAAAGGAAACUGUUGCAAUACCAGGUCAAGAGCCUGAGCGCACAAAUUCAGAUGCUCAUCUUCAACGUCCACUGUCUUGAGAAAGGUGCAGAGAAGCUCACAUUGGAGGAGCAGCAUGCCCUGCAAAGGCUAGAGAGGGGUCAGAUCGACGACCAAGCUGCGGACGAAGAACUCAAUGCCCACAGUUCGAUUCUCGAGCGUCUUGUUGUGUUCAAAAAUAUGAAGGAGCUCCAGGAAAGAAAUGAACAACUCCUCCAGGUCACUCACGAACUUGCGGAGAGAAUGGAGAACGAGGAGGCGAUCGCUGCUAAGAGCCAAGCCAUGGAGGACCACAAGGAGCGCAUUCGAUUGGAACAAGAACUGGAGAUCUUCCGGGACACGCUCAGAGGCUUCCAGAUCAAGACCGAAAGCAUCACCAAGGAGCGGGACAUGUUCCGUCGCAUAGUCGAGUCAAGGGCAUCGGCCGAUGAAGCUGCUUCGGUCUUGGGUCGUCCGACACAAGAUGGCGUUCUUGCCAGCAUCGAAAACAAUCCAGCUGCAAACGACGACAACUCGGAUUACACCAGCCUGCUUCGGGAUCUACAACAAAACUUCGACCUCUACCGAAAUGAACAGACGGCGGACCGGAAGACCAUGAAGGAGCAGAUAGAGAAGCUUUCGGCGGAGAGGAAUUCGCUCCAAGCAGAAGUUUCCAAAUUACAAAGCCAGCUAUCUCUAGCUUCCGAGCGCUACGAAAUCCUCCAAUCUAACUUUGCGGGUCUACAAAGCGAGAACAAGGAGUUACAGAGGAGGCAUCAGGCCAUGUCCGAAUCCGCUGCCAAGCAGGACAUCCGCACUCAGCAAGUCGCCGAGGAUCUGGUCGAGGCGAGGGGGUUCCUCGAGAGUAUGCGUAGCGAGAAUGCCAACCUCAAAGCUGAAAAGAAAUUAUGGAAGGAUAUCCAGGAUCGGUUGAGUCAGGAUAACGAAAACUUGAUGCAGGAGAAGGCGCGUCUCAAUGGGCUGCUAGCUACGCAGCAGAGCCUUCAGAAUGAGCGCGAACUCGCCGAAGCCGAAGCAAAACGGCGCCUCCAGACUCAGAUUGAGACUCUCGAGGGCGAUCUAAGCGCCACCAAGCGCAAGUUGGCUGACGAAGCUGAUGAAGCAAAGAAGACACAGCUUCGAAAGGAAUAUGACGCUCAGCAGUUCCAGAAACGGAUCGACGAACUUACCUCGAACCUCAGUCAGAUCCGGGAAGAGCUUGUUGCCACGAAGACAAGCCGCGACCAUCUUCAGAGUAGAUCUGACGAACUGGCCAUUCAACUGCGAAGUGUGGAGGAGCGCGCGGAGCGGCUUCAACCAAGGCCCACUCCUAGGCCAGGAUCUCUCGCUACCCCAUCCGAACAAGGCGUCGCCCAACCCGACACUGAUGAGCGGGUGCAAGAACUAAUCCACGAAGUGACGGAUCUCAAACGCGAUCUGGAGAUGACGAAGUCUCACCUCGAAAAUGCUCAAGUCCAGGCCGAGCGCUACAGGGAACUGAGCCAAGCAUCGGAAGAAGAGCUAGAAAGAAUGAAUUCUACCCAGGAACAAUAUCAGCAAGAGAUGGAUGCCGCCAUUUCAUCGAAGGAUGCCACGAUCAAGGAGCUCGAGCAGCGCGUUGAGGAUCUAUCUUCGGAACUGGCAAGAUCUAACGGAGAAUUAUCAAACUUACGGGAUUCCCAAGCCGAGGUGGCUCGGCGUUUCCAGGACGAGAAGGCUAUAUUGGAGGACGAACUUAAGCGCCUGAAGGAAGACGAGGAGAGAUAUACGGCGUCUUCGCAGUUCCACCAACAAGAUCUUCGCGCGCAAGCUGAGAUCGCAGGAAAUGCCCAGCAGGCCUACGAGAAUGAGGUCAUGAAGCACGGAGAAACCGCGAAGUCGCUGUCAACCCUGCGCGCCGAGUACAACCAAUUGAAGACAUCUGCGGCGACUUGGAAAGCGGAUGCGGAAUCGGCCAAAGCCACUCUGCUGCAGAGUGAAGGUUCCUGGGACGAACGGCGUCAGCGAUUCGAGCGGGAGAUUUCAGAACUUCGUGCUCGUAGAGAUGAUGCUAAUGCGCAAAACAAACUACUACAUCAACAACUAGAGGAUGUGACGAAGCAGGUUUCUGCACUACAGCAGAACCGCAGUUCGACCGACGAGUCACUCGAGACGAUCGCCGCGCAGCCUUCCAGUUCAGAUGCAGAUAAAUUCCGAGAAUUGAGCAACUAUCUGCGGCGUGAAAAGGAGAUCUUGGAGGUACAAUACGAUAUCAAGGUCCAGGAAGCCAAGAGAUUCCAGCAGCAACUUGAAUAUGCGCAAUCACAGCUUGACGAGGCUAGGCUCAAACUCGAGCAAGAGCGCCGCUCGCAAAGCGACAACGAUCGAAGCUCUACUGCCCACAAGGAUCUCAUGAGCAAGUUAGAGGAGCUUAACCUCUUCAGAGAGAGUAGCGCUGCUUUGCGAGCGGAAGCCCGUCAAGCACAGGCCCAGCUGGCCGAGAAAACCGCUAAGAUCUCGGAGUUGGAGGCUACCAUUCAACCGCUCGAAGCACAGAUCGAGGAGCUUCAGAGCCAACAGGCAUUUAAGGAAGCCGAGAUGAAACAGCUUCACGAGGAUCGUGAUCGGUGGCAGAAGAGAACGGAAGACAUCUUGUCGAAACAUGGAAGAACCGAUCCGGCGGAGGUGGAGGAACUUAAACAGACCGUUGCCAAACUGGAGACGGAACGAAAUGCGCUACAGGCAGCCGAAACACCACUUCGCGAGAAGAUAACCGAACUUGAAAAGUCGAUCGAGGAGAAGGAUGCCAACUGGUCGGUGACGCGGGAGAAGCUCGUCAAUUCGGCCAAGGAGCGAUCGAGAACUCUCACUGCCGCGAGGAACGAAGUAGUUGUGGAGAGGGACCAGCUUCAUUCGAAGCUGAACGAAGUCACCGGCCAACUCUCCGCUACCCAGGAGGAAUUGGAGGCGUCCAGAAAGGCAAGAAUUAGUCUGGAGGAGCAAAUCAACAGCUUCAGACGCCAGGUUGACGCACUUCAAGAGGAGGCGAGGAAGAACACUACGCCUUCUGCUCCCGCAAAUUCACCCAAUAGCCAGGUUCUUUCCGACUUGCAAGCUCAAUUGGCCACAGUGCGAUCGGAUCUGGAUACCGUGUCCUCGCAGAAGGCGGCAGUCGAAAAAGAGUUACAAACCGCUCGUGAACAGCUGGAUUCCGCGAUCAGCGAGCGAGACCAGGCCAUUUCUGAGGCGCAGACCAGGGUGGCCAAUGGCGACAUACCUACGGAGAAUGGGGUGGACACUUCGGAGAGGGAUACGCCUCUGGCGGCUCCCCUCUCAGAUGACGAACGAAAGGCUCUGGAAGAGAGGAUCUCGGAAGCUUCAGCUAAAGCCGCCGAAUGGGAAGCCAAGGCCAAAGAGCUAGACGAAAAGCACGAUCAGAUUGUGAAGGCGAGAAGCGAUAAGAUGAAGGAGUCGCUGAACAAGCGCCUAACCGAUUACAAAGCUCAGUGGGAAGAGGACAAGGUCCAGAUGAAGCGAGAUGUUGAGAAGAUUGAGGCAGACUUUAAACUUCGCUUGGAGCAAGAGCGAAAGAUAUUAGAGGCAGAACAUGGUGGUGCCGCUCGCGACAUGAAGCCACCUGCUACACCUUCUCGACCGACUGCCUCGGAGACUCACACGGGAACGCCCACGACAUCCAAAUCCGACCUCGGCGCGUUGAAUGACAAAGAGAUUAGGGACCUCGUCUCUAACAACAGCACGAUUAAGAGCAUUAUUCAGAAUAACAUUAAGAACAAGCUCGCGAUCGAGACCAAGAAAAUGCGCGAGGAGCAUGAAGCUACGAUGAAGGUGGAAUGGGAGCAAAAGCUCACCCAAGCUCGAGAGUCGGCGACUCAACUGGCUACGUCCAAGAGUAAUCUGAAAUUGAACAUGGCCGAGAACAAGGCCCGCGCCGUUGCUGCUAAGUUAGGAGUCGUGGAGACGGCGGCAAGGGAAACUCCGCAACGACCGGUAGCUGAGGUGUGGGAGAUAGCGAAAGUCGCGAGAGCGCCACCACCACCAGCUCCCGCGCCGUCGUCAGCCGCGCCAGCGUCGACCAUUUCGACAACGGCUUCUGGCCGCCAAUCGCCCAGCGUAAACGCAGGUCCGGAUGUCCAAGAACCGAGAGCCACCCUGCCCAGCGGUAUCCCUAAGCCGGGAACGGUGCCGAACAGCGCCCCGGCUCUACCUAAUCCCUUUGUGAGCGUCAAGCAAGAACCAGCAAACCCGCCACCUGCGGCUGCGAAUCCCUUCUCCCAGGCGACACCAAUGCCCAGCUCCCUGCCCGGAUCGAAUAUAGCACAGCCGUCUACCCUCCCCGUAGCGGCUCCCCAAAUUCCAACCAAACCUACGGGUCUCCCGGUGCCGGGCACUCGUAAACCGAGCGGGCCUCAACGUGGAGGUGCUCGAGGCGGAGCGCCGCCCAACCGUGGCGGCCGUGGAGGCGCGCAGGGUCGAUCGAGUCUCAAUCCGUCGGUGGACACCUUCCAGCCUGGCGGUAAACGUCCUCGCGGAGACUCGGACAUAGGCAACGGCGCGAAGAGACCUCGAGGUGGGGGACCGCAGUGAUGAUUGUGAGAAGGGAUAUAUCCUGGAUGAGAAGAGAAUAUAUUCUCGGACGUUGUAUUCAUACUUGUAACCCGGCGAUGUGCCGGUUUUUAUCUAAUGAGGAGGAGCGGAAACACGGAUACUGGAUGGGCCGAGAGAUCACAACUUGGAGUGAGCAUACCCGUUUAGGGUCCGGGAAAAAAAAAGACAAAGGCGUUAGCAUUACUACGGCUACCAUAUUCGGUGAACAGUGAUCUGAGAGGGGUUUUUUUUCCUUCGCGUUUUUGAAUGAAUCAUUAAAUUUCUCCUGUGCAUGCC